UACUCAGGGACACAGAAUUGUUUACUCAGGGACACAGAACUGUUACUCAGGGACACAGAAUUGUUACUGAGGGACACAGAAUUGUUACUGAGGGACACAGAAUUGUUACUCAGGGACACAGAAUUGUUACUGAGGGACACAGAAUUGUUACUCAUUCAGACACAGAAUUUUUACUCAGGGACACAGAAUUGUUACUCAGGGACACAGAAUCGUUUAAUUAAAGAGUAUGUCAGGACAACAAUGCAGAGGAGUGGCAGAGGAGGCAAUGUUUUAGGAGCGAGCAGACGUGCAGCAGAGGAAGGGGUCGAGGCAGCACUAGUCGCAGCCAGAGGCCAGUGCUCCCCGGUGUCAUCCAGCGGUCGUGUCUCCACCGACAACCCUGCCGUCAUCGAUUGGUUGGCUCGGUCGUCUUCCUCUUUCCCAGGUCACCUCUGACACCUACAGCCAACGGUCGGUGGGUACGUCAGACACAACCGUUAGUUGGCAUGGCCCGGGAGCAAGCCCACUGAAAUCACGUGUCCUCUACCUGCCCCUGUCCUUUGGUGUUCCCCUCACCAAGCGAAGUAUCGCAUGCUGUGGGCUCAGCCCCACUGUACAGUGAGGAAGAGCUAACAGAGGGCGGUCAGGAACGGGGGGAGACAUCCGCCUCUUCAGCAGCCAGGCGAAGAAGUAGUGGCGAGGAGAGUGGCUCGGUAGCCGGUCUAGAGAACAGGUCUGUCUCCUGACCCA
Messenger RNA from Staurois parvus, 729 nucleotides. The record is from the annotation of a GenBank genome assembly. NCBI's taxonomy places the organism in Eukaryota, Metazoa, Chordata, Amphibia, Anura, Ranidae.